UGAAAUUCAGUCACAGAAUCUCCAUUCAACAGACUAGUUGAGUCCGCUUGGCAUUUUUGCCCCUCUGUCGCGCAAAUGGAGGCAUUCAGUUGUUGUCUGUGAAGUUGGUGCUUCUGGCAAAUUACUUGCCACGAUUGCGUCCACUCCCGUAGAUAUUGUUGGCGUGGACAAGUUGGACCUCACCUGGAAUUGGUGUCCCACGAAAGCCACCAAAAGAAAAGUGUGAAGAAAUUCGUGAGGGAUUUUGUUAGGGGGGCUAGUGAAGAAUUUUUCUCUAGUGUGAUCAACUUCUUUUUGUGUUUGAAGUUAUAUAUCUUACAUAUUAUAUAUAUAUAUAAUAUAUAUAUAUAUAUACCUUCGAAAACUUCUCACAUUCUCUCCGGAUGAAUUAAUAAAAAAAAAGAGUUCGUUGUGUAUUUGGAAAAGUUAUUCACACAUAUACCAACAAAGCAUUAUAUCUUCCAACUUCUGAGGCAUUUGGAGGAGAUCUCACGCGCGCGGUCCCCCCAUCAAGAAAACCCGUCAAGCCAGCCAACACACAAAGUUGUGGAUUCCAUCAAAAGAGAUUCGUGUCAUCGCGCGUAGCAUUUUUAUCUGUCAACUCAAUUUUCAGUGCCACAAUCUCAUUUACGUCUUUUUUUUACACCAUCUUCCUCUGGGUUGUUUGUGGCAGCGCCUUUUUUAUAAUCUGCUGCGUUGGAAACAUCAACAACCAAAAAAAUAAUAAUAAUCCACGCUCAAUCUCUCUUCAAAGUGACAAAAAAAAAUGUUCUAAAACACAAACGUGUGAAAACAGAUAUAUAAAUGUGAAAAUUUUUCAUUAAAAAUAACAAGAAAAAAUCGUCUAGAAAAAAAACAAGUUGAAGUGGUGAUAAUACGAUGGAAUGUGAACUUGAAGGGAAAACAGUUCCAAAAAAAAUUUCCCCAAAAUAAUUAUAAUUUUCAAUGUGAAACAAACCCCUUGGUGUAACUUUUUUUGACAACAACAACAACAACAAUCUUCCAUACCUUUUCAUUUAAUUUUCCACACUCAUUUGGUUGUGCCUGUGUGAUUUUUUUUCUCUACAAAUACCUUCAUCCUCCCAUCCACAACAAAACUCAUCGGAGAAGCAAAACGCGGAAAACUGGUGAAAAAUUACACCGAACAAGAACAGAUCUGGAAGCUGACUCUAACUUGGAUUAAAACAGAAGCUUCAACACGAGGAACUCUCAAGCCAAUCAACGUGUGGCUCAAAGGCAGGAAGGGACAAUCGCCACAGAGAAGCACAAGGAAACAUCUGGGAAAAAUGGAGGAUCCCGAAAUUACAUUUCUUUUUCAAUUUGGCAAUUUACGUGACACCGUGACUGUGGCAAUACCAACACUUAAUCUCAAAUCACUCAAAGACAGAGCAUGUGACUUCAUCAAUACAAAGAUUCCUGAAAAUGGCCUAAGCCACUUGGCAGAUCGUCUUCUGUUAUUUCGUCAUGACUACAAUAGCCCAAAUGUCCUCCAACUGGUCAAUUCGGCGGCGGAAAUUGUUGAUGAGACUCUCAUUGAGAUUGUUCUGACGGCAAAUGCUCUACCAUAUUCCAGUGGGAGUAUCAGAGAAGAUAUACCAACAGUUUAUCCUCAUUCACUGUCUGUUCACUCCUACAAAGCACCCACUUUCUGCGAUUUUUGCGGUGAAAUGCUCUUCGGACUCGUCCGACAAGGACUCAAAUGUGAUGGAUGUGGACAGAAUUACCAUAAAAGGUGUGUUGUGAAAGUUCCAAACAAUUGUCAUCGAUCGGCUGAUCCCACACGGAAAACUUCCACACUACAACCACCACGUUGUCCAUCCGGUUGCUCAAACAACUCCUCCCUCGCCGACGAUCAAUCAACCACAACGGGCUCGGGAUCGUCUUUGUUGAAUAGAUCCCCAAUUCCGGGCCAUUCUUAUGGCAGUACCAAUUCCGGACGAAUAAGCAUACCACAUCGAUUCUUCCUGCAUUCAUACACACGACCCACAGUGUGUCAAUAUUGCAAGAAACUCCUCCGUGGUCUCUUCAAGCAGGGUGUUCAAUGUCGCGACUGUCACUACAAUGCUCACAAGAAAUGUGUGGACAAAGUGCCAAAAGAUUGUGUUGGAGAUUGCUCAACUGAUACAUUUGCUCCAGAUUUAAAUGAUAGCAGCAUAAGCAGCGAACGAGAGUUAAGGGAUGAAUUUGAAGAUAGUGAUUUCGAUGACAAUCCAUUCAGCAAUCACAGACAGACUGUGCCACCACUUAAAGUAAAUGGGACCAUUCAUGAGCCCGAACUCCUCGACCUCCUCGAUGCAACUUCCGAACAAUCCCGCCAAUCUAGUUCUUCAUCUUCUCCAAGCGCCAACAUACCCCUCAUGCGAAUCGUCCAGUCGGUAAAGCACACAAAACGACGUGGUGACCGGGCUAUGAAGGAGGGCUGGCUGGUGCAUUUCACCAACAAGGAUAAAACUGUUAAGCGUCACUACUGGCGCCUAGAUUCAAAAUCCAUCACCCUCUUCGUAUCGGAUCAGGGCAGUAAGUACUAUAAGGAAAUCCCACUCAACGAAAUUGCUGCAAUCGAAACAGCUCGAAGUCUUGUGGGUGAUGUUUACCAUUGUUUUGAGAUAAGGACUGCAAAUGUCGAUUAUUACGUGGGACAAGACCCCUUAAAAGAUGGAGAACUGAUGAUCCUACCCCCACCUGAUAGUGGGGUAGGGGCUUAUUUGGCCAAAAGCUGGGAGACUGCCAUCAAGCAAGCCCUAAUGCCCGUGACCAAAACUUCGGCGACUGACAAUGAAGAGAAUGUUCAAGAUAUGGGACAACUCUAUCAAAUAUUCCCCGAUGAAGUUCUUGGUUCUGGGCAAUUUGGAACAGUUUACGGUGGAAUACACCGCAAGACACAUCGAGAGGUUGCAAUUAAGGUGAUUGACAAAAUGAGAUUUCCAACAAAGCAGGAAGCACAGCUUAAAAAUGAAGUUGCUAUUCUUCAGAACAUCUCCCACUGCGGUGUUGUGAAUUUGGAGAGGAUGUUUGAGACGCCCGAGAGAAUUUUUGUUGUGAUGGAAAAACUGAAGAACGACAUGCUCGAGAUGAUUUUGUCAAGUGAAAAGGGAAAAUUGAGUGAACGAGUCACAAAGUUUCUCAUAACACAAAUUCUUGUUGCACUUAAGCAUCUACAUAGCAAAAAUAUUGUACAUUGUGACCUCAAACCUGAAAAUGUUCUUUUGUCGUCUGACAAUGAAUUCCCUCAAGUUAAAUUGUGCGACUUUGGCUUUGCCAGAAUUAUUGGGGAGAAAUCUUUUAGAAGAUCAGUUGUUGGUACACCUGCUUAUCUAGCACCUGAAGUUCUAAGAAAUAAAGGAUACAAUCGAUCAUUGGAUAUGUGGAGUGUUGGUGUGAUAAUUUAUGUUAGUCUCAGCGGAACUUUUCCCUUCAACGAGGACGAAGACAUCAAUGUUCAAAUACAAAAUGCAGCUUUUAUGUAUCCACCAAAUCCUUGGAAGGAAAUCUCUUCAGAUGCUAUUGAUCUAAUCAACAAUCUUCUGCAAGUGAAGCAGAGAAAACGUUUUACUGUGGACAAAAGUCUUCAGCACACGUGGCUUCAAGAUUCCCAAACAUGGAAUGAUCUUCGAGCUCUCGAAGCCUCAGUGGGCAUCAGAUACUUGACACACGAAUCUGACGAUGCCCGCUGGGCUGCCACAGGACCUUGACCCCCCAAUUCCCCAGAACACUCCCCCAAAAUUGAUGCUGUUCGUGGGAAAGCAAUGAAAUGGGUUCGUGGAACAUUGUGUAAAUUUGCAAAGGCCUAAAAACAACUUUUGUUAAUAAUUUUACUAGGAAAUUAUUAAACAUGCGCAUUAUUACACCAAUUUAAAAAACUAUAUAUAUAUUUAAAAAAUUUACAAAUACAAAAAAAAAGAAGAAAUUGAUGAAAUAAUUGCCCAAGAAUAAAUAUUUAGCUAAGUGAGAAAAAAAAAACUUACAAGAAGUCUCAACUGAAUAAAAUAAAUCUAACUUAAUAAAGGUGAGAUUAUAGAACGAAAGAACAAAUAAAAAGCAGAAAAUCUAUUGAUAUAAUUAACAGAAUAGUGAUAAAUAAUAAAUAGGUUUAAUGGAAAGGAUAAUCUCAUUCUGCAAAUUUUUGUGGACAACAUGCUUCAGAGAUAAACAAAAAAAGAAGGUAGUUAGUGGAACAAAAUAUGAAUUUAUCUUUCUCAAAGGAAACCAAAAUAGGGGUUUAUUGGAAGAGGAUUUUUUUUCAACAAAAAAAGGAUAUACACGUAUAUAUAUAUAUAUUAACAAAAAUAUAUUGGAAAUUGUAUCCCAUAGAAAUACUCUCAUUUUAAAAAAAUUAAAUUAAUAAUGAAAGAUUUUAAAGAUAAAAAAUGUGACAUUCCCAGACAUUUUUUGGUUACAACGAAAAUUACAAGAUUUUUACGCAUUAUGAUUUUUUUUAUUCAGAUUUUUCAAUCAAAAUUUGUAAUAAAAACUUUGAUAUUAGGACAAGAAAUUCAAAGGAUGUUUUUUGCUUAAAAAAUUCUCUCUUUUCAAUUGAUGUGUAUCUUUUCUUGUGUACUGAAAGUGCCUGUAAUUUUUGCAUGUUCAAAUUGGUGAAAAAUAUAUAAUAAAACUUUUUUUUUUUGUGAAAUCAUAAGUUUUGAAGAAAAACUUAAAAGAAAAAUAAGUCUCUAUUCGUGUAAUUUGUUUAUCCAAAUUGAAAAAGAAUAAAUAAGAAAGAGAGAUAAUAGUUCAACAUAAAUGCUCAUAAAGUGGCCAAAUAAAAAUUAUAUUAAAAAAAAAAUAGAAAAUAGAAAAAUAAAUUCGAAAAAAAGCGAAUGUGUAAAGGAAAAAACAAAGUAAAACUGAUAGCGAAACUACAAAAUGUCUAAAAGCAACAUAACAUGAAUAAUAAAGUUAAAAAAAUAGAUAUUAACAGUAACAAAACAUCACUUGUAAACUAUACAUAAUCUCUCAAACAUGGUGAGUAUUUUUUAAAGAGACCUCUGACAUUAAAAAAAAAAACUUAAUUUUUUAUCAUAGUUAAAGCUCUUAAAUAUACUUUUUAUCGUACUGAGGAGAAGAUUGUGCUCCAAAAUGUGUCUAAUUAGUAAAGCAAGAAGGAGAAAAAAAUUUGGCUCUUUAAUAAAGGAAAAAGAAUCAAGAUUAAAA
Phlebotomus papatasi is the source of this 5151-nucleotide messenger RNA. RefSeq names its product serine/threonine-protein kinase D3 (gene PKD). Gene Ontology annotation, molecular function: protein serine/threonine kinase activity; ATP binding. Lineage: Eukaryota; Metazoa; Arthropoda; Insecta; Diptera; Psychodidae. The record is from RefSeq and is a predicted model, not a curated record. Gene Ontology annotation, biological process: protein phosphorylation. The coding region runs from base 1287 to 3692 and encodes 801 amino acids. The transcript is spliced from 10 exons.